Messenger RNA from Aspergillus udagawae, 1263 nucleotides. RefSeq lists its product as uncharacterized. NCBI's taxonomy places the organism in Eukaryota, Fungi, Ascomycota, Eurotiomycetes, Eurotiales, Aspergillaceae. Gene Ontology annotation, biological process: carbohydrate metabolic process. The record is from RefSeq and is a predicted model, not a curated record. The transcript is spliced from 2 exons. Gene Ontology annotation, molecular function: hydrolase activity, acting on carbon-nitrogen (but not peptide) bonds; chitin binding. The coding region runs from base 1 to 1263 and encodes 420 amino acids.
AUGUCCUUACAGCUGGCGACGGCGGUUUGGUUAACCGUCUUCUCAGUUGUGAGUAGCAGACAGGUGCUUGAAGAUAGCGUCUCAGCUCUGGAAAGUAAAACGACCUCUGGAAGCUGCGGCCCCUCUGCUGGCAAUGCAGUCUGUGCCUCGGGGCUCUGCUGCGGGCCAAAUGGAAUUUGUGGUAUAGGAACCUACUACUGCAACGCGCCAUCCUGUCUCUUUCAGUAUGGUCCGGCUUGUGAUGCCAACCAGACCCCGUCAGGCUUGAAUACCUCAUCGGUCUCGCGACCAAAGAUCGGCGACGUUCCAUACGGAGUCAGCAUUCGAGCCUGCAAUGUACCCGGCAAGGUUGCUCUCACAUUUGACGACGGGCCGUACAUCUACACCUCGGAUCUACUAGACAUACUAAAAGCUCGAGGCGUCAAGGCGACCUUCUUCCUUGUCGGCAACAACGGCGGCAAGGGCCAGAUCAACGAUCCCCGGACCGGAUAUCCCUCGCUCAUCCGACGAAUGUACAACGAGGGUCAUCAGAUUGGCAGCCAUACAUGGAGCCAUCAAGACCUAUCGACCCUUUCCCAACGCCAACGAUACGAUCAAAUCAUCAAGAAUGAGAUAGCCCUCAGUGAUAUCCUAGGGUUCUUUCCGACGUACCUACGACCGCCAUACAUGUCCUGUAACACAGAGUGCCUGACAGACCUACGCGCCCUUGGGUAUCACGUAGCCAAUUAUGAUAUCGACACGCUGGACUGGCAGGAGAAGUACCCCAACAGCCAGAAUAUCUUCAAGUCUGCGCUACAGUCCGGAAACCCAAAGACGAAUAGCUUGAUCUCCUUAGCGCAUGAUAUUCACAGCCAUACAGUCCACGAUUUCGUCCCUUUCAUGAUUGAUUAUCUGAAAGAGCGAGGUUAUACGACGGCACUCUACGGAGAAUGUCUGAAUGAUCCUCCAUCGAAUUGGUAUCGUUACCCUUCUGGAUCACCAUCAACUACAAAAACUACCACAUCCAUCAGUGGGUCGUCUAGCAGGACUCACAGCAGCACCAGUCAAACGGCUAUGCCCACAGUUGUGGAAGGAGGAGAACGCGCGUUUGGAAGCCGUACAGGUAAUGGAACAAUGACCAGCAAAGGCAUUGAAGGCACUGCUGUCGCUAUGGCUUCUGAUCCAACCAAGUCAGAAGGGUUCAAACGAUAUGGAAUGACAGCACUUGGACUAUGGGUGGUUGUAGGGGUUCGUUUCAUGUGGAUUAUGGGCUCUUACCCAUAG